This is a messenger RNA of Cinclus cinclus, 6018 nucleotides long. It is a transcript of the gene MYO15B, whose product is annotated as myosin XVB. Gene Ontology annotation, molecular function: protein binding. The transcript is spliced from 41 exons. Bases 850 to 6018 code for a protein of 1722 amino acids. The record is from RefSeq and is a predicted model, not a curated record. NCBI's taxonomy places the organism in Eukaryota, Metazoa, Chordata, Aves, Passeriformes, Cinclidae. Gene Ontology annotation, cellular component: cytoskeleton.
UUAUUUAUGUGUCUAGACUGGACACACAUUUGCUGCAGUGUCUGUAUCAAGGGAAUCAGAAAGGGUAUUCUCCACAAUUAUGUGUAGAUCUGUCAGUAACAAUAAUUAGCCCCGGGUGCUCUUGUAUCACCUGCUUCCUUAGGUGUUGAUCCAGAACUCUGGAAUUUCACAGUCCACUUCCUGAAUAUACCAUUGAAAAGCCACACUUGGAGUCAAGUAUCUUCUCAUGAGCAAAAUCGAACUGAUAAAAAAUGCUAUGAAUCUGUCUUUGAGUUUUAUGUGGAGAGAGAGAUGCCAGAGUAAUGUUCUGGUGAUAAGAGGCUUUACUGUGCAGAUCUUAAAAAAAAACAAAAACCAAAAACACACAUAAACAAAAAAAAAAAAAAAAAAAAAAAAGGAAGAAGAAACCAAAACCCCCCCAAAGCUCCAGUUUUGGCUUGGUUUUAUAGUGCCUUAAUCUGAGUAGUUCUGUCUGAAAUGCCCUGAGCUGAGUCUACAUGCAGUGAUGCUGACACACUGUCUUGUAUUGGCCCAUUUGCUUCCUAUCCGGCAGCAGUGUAAGGUGCAAACCAGUGAAAAAUCAAGACUCAUUGGCCAGAUUCUCAUCUGGAUUUCCCAGGUAGAGAUCUGAGCUUUCUUGGGAGCCUCCAACAUAUAUCAAAGAUCAGAAUCUCAGGUCUCAUUUUAUGCUGUAGCACUUGUGGAUACUGAAAAAUCAAAAGAAAAAUGUCAGGAAAGUGCAGGAAGAAAUGGCCCUUACCCUUCAGGUGCAAUCUCUGCAGUGCAAUAUGCCAGACUUGAUAGGAAUGAGGGAAAAGUCAAGGAAAGCCAACUUUCCUGUCACUCCCCAUGUGGCAGUUGAUUUUUUUUUUUUUUAAGGAAUUGCUCCCUUUUCCCUCCUUUGCAGACCCAUGUCACACAGCUGUGUUCAUGCAAUGCCUCCCUAUUUCCAAUGGUUCUGAAUGUUGUGGAGGCAGAAGUCACUGCUUUGGCUCAGAUGCUCCAUCCCUGUCCUGGCAGCUUUUCCCAAGCAGUUUCACCCAGUCUCAGCUCAGGGGUUUUAUGUUGUUUCUCUGCUGGCAGCCACUGAUUUUUUUCUCUCUCCAGGACGUGGGGCUGCUGGAGAUCCCCGCAGAGCUCUCAGCCCUCCUGCACUUUGUUGAAGGUCGACACCGAGCCCAGGCCAACCAGAUAACUGAGACACAGCCCCCAGAAGUCAAGGUCAAGGAUGACCUUUCCCUCCCAGCCACCAUCAACAGCUAUCCCUUCUCCUCCUUCAUCAAAUCACACUUCCAGAAACCAGAUUUCCCUGCCCCUGGUCAGCCUCUGCAGCACCCUUUAACCCACCUGGAUGCUGAACACCAGGAGAGUGCACUUGAGAUAAACAAACUGAUUUUACGGUUCAUUGGUGACAAGAGCCUCCGUGGCUGGCAGGAGAUCCUGCUGGGCAACUACAUUGCUGGGAGAGGUUUGAGUGAUGCUGCUCUGCGCAACGAAAUCUUCAGCCAGGUGGUUUCCCAGACCUGGAGGAACCCAGACACGGAGCACAGCCGGCGAGGCUGGGUCCUGAUGGCAACUCUGCUGAGCUGCUUUGGCCCCUCACCAGCACUGGAGAAGCCGCUGCUGAAGUUUGUGUCAGACCAUGGCAUGGAGGGCUACAGCGCUGUUUGCCAGCGCAAGAUGCUGACAGCAGCUCAGGGCACAGAGACAGAGCCUGCACCCUCUCGGGCUUACCCUCCCACCCAGCUGGAGUGGACAGCAAACCAGAGGAGAGGGAAGAUGGUGCUGGAUGUUCAUACCUUCAAUGAGGAGAAAUUCUCAGCUGAGGUGGAGUCCUGGAUGACUGGGGAGCAGUAUGCAGCCUGGAUCCUGAGUGCAAGGGGCUGUGAGAAGAAGGCUCGAGGGUGGUCUAUCUCCAUGUUCACUGGCAACACAUGGCAGGACCUGCUGGGCUGUGACUUUGUGCUGGACCUAAUUGGAGAGAUGGAGGACACCAGCAACUUCAGCAGCUCCUCCCAGGCCCCCACUGAGUACCCCAUCACUCCAGAAAGGGACAGGAGCAUCCCCCAGGCCUCUGACCUGGACAUGAUCCCUCCUGCUCCAGGUAUCCAGGCCCCUGCCUUCCCCCCACCCAGCCUUCCUCCAGAACUUAUUGGUCUCCAUCCAGAUCCAAGGUUUAGAGAUGACCUGAGGACCCCUGUAGGCUUGGAUCACUAUGUGGAUGAUCUCUUCAGCCCUGUGCUGCAUCAGGGCUCCAGAGUGCCUGAGAUGGAGAACAGGGAGAUUCUCAGCAGACGCAUGAAAGGAGGGGGGAAGAUUGGACCCACACAGAGAGGAAUCCUUCCUUCUGCAGGCUUCUCUGGAAUGACUCAAACACCAGUUUACCAGCCCAUGCCCUCCAUGGUGGGGAUGCCAGCAGCCAUGCCCAUGAUGCCAGGGGCUGCUGGGAUUGCACCUAUGCCAGCCAUGGUGAUGCCCCAGCCCAUGGUGCCAGCUGUAGAUCCCAGCCAGUUGGCAGCACAGCAGCAAGCCUUUAUCAACCAGCAAGCCAUGCUCAUGGCCCAGCAGAUGACCCUUCAAGCCAUGAGCAUUUCCCAGCAGCAGCAGCAGCAGCAGGAGCUGCAGAAGCGACAAAAGUCUCUUGAGAAUGCAAAGCCAAGAGUCUCAAGCCCAGCACAAGCCUCAGCCCCAGCCACUCUCCCAAAACCCAAGAAUUCUUCCAGCAGCCAGGCUGCUGCAACACCAUCAAAUUCUCCAGAGCCAGCAGCUAAGGCAAAAGAGCCGGAUUAUGACUACAUGGAAGAGGAGUUCUCCAGCAAUGAGGAUGAUGACUAUCCUCGGGAAACCUUCCAGCAGAAGAGAGAAUACUUCCAAAAGAUGGGAGAGCAGCACAUUCGAGUGAAGAAAGUCAGACCUAGCAAAACCUGGACUCCUCCAGCAAAACCCCAGCCAGAGGAGGAGGAGGAGGAGGAAGAAGAAGAAAGAGAGGAUCUGGAGAAGAGGAAAAGAGAGGAGCUGGAGAAGAAAAAAGAAGUGAAGCCUGUCCCUAAACCAGAGUCAGCUCCUGCUUCCCCUCUGCCACCUCCUGAGCCAAAGCCAAAAAAAGAGACACCAAAACCAAAGAAGCAGCCAACUGUAGUGAAGCCUUCAGGCCCUGAGUCACGUCCUGCACCCAGCCGUGAGAUUGGGAACAUCAUCAAAAUGUACCAGAGCAGACCAGCCCCCGAGCCCCUGCCCAUCGAGCCUGCCAGGCGAGUAUCCAAACCAUUUAUAAAGAAGAACGACCCCAAAAAUGAGGCUCUGGCCAAGCUGGGAAUGAUGAAACCCUCACCUCAGCCAUCACCAUCUCCUGUGCCACAGGAGAAGAAAACACCUCCACCUGUCAAGCCCAAGCCAAGCCCAGCUUCCAGCUCUAUCAAGGAAAAGCAGUUGCCUCUCCUGUCCAUCUUCAAACCAGAGGGUGCCCCACCAGCUCCCCAGGUCCCUUGUGCUCCCCCUCAUCCCCCACCAGCACCUGAGGACCAAGGCAGGCAGGAAUCCACAGGGAAAGACUCUGCUGUGACAGUGGCAGGUGAUGAUGAGAUCAAGACCCAGCUGUACAAGCUCACCACCAGUGUCAGCUUUUCCUAUCUCGACCCUGCCUGGAAAAUUUUUCUGCGCAAAGAGGUGUUUUAUCCCAAAGAAAAUUUCAGCCACCCUUAUUGUCUGAACUUGCUGUGUGAACAGAUCAUCCGUGACACCUUCUCUGAGUCCAGCUUUCGGAUCUCCAGGGAGGAGAGGCGCAAGAUGAAAGACCUGCUGAUGGAGUUCCGAGUUGGCAACAAUGUCCAGUCCAUUCAGGAGGAGGGGAUAAAGAAGAGGAUUGUCGUGGCUGCUCGGGACAACUGGGCCAACUAUUUCUCCCGUCUUUUCCCUGUUCAUGGUGAAAAGGGAAGUGAUGUGCAGAUCCUGGGUGUUUCUCACCGGGGCAUGAGGCUGCUGAAGGUGGAGAAAGCAGCUGGAUACCAUCCUGAGCACCUUAAAAUCCUGCGCAGCUACUGCUUUGCAGAUGUGCUGUCAGUGGAGAUGAAAGGCAGCAAUUUCCUGGAGUUCUCCCUGAAGACAGAGCAGCUCAUCCUGCAGUCUCCAAAGGCUCCGUGCAUCAAGGCCAUGGUGGAACUCUUCAUGCAGGAGCUGAGGCAGGACACCAACUAUGUGGUGGCUCUGCGCAGCUACAUUGUGGAUGACAAGAGCCUGCUCAGCUUCAAGAAGGGAGACCUCAUCGAGCUGCUGCCCAUGCAGGGCGUGGAGCCAGGGUGGCAGUUUGGCUCCACUGGCGGUCGCUGUGGUCUCUUCCCCACCAGCCUGGUGCAGCUGGCUCCUGCCCCUGACUACCUCAGCACCAGCAUGGACAGACGGGGAGAGCAGCAGAAGAGCAUGAGGGCGUCCCCAGAGAGCAAGAACACCAGCAGGGAGAGUUCUGUCCUCAGUCUGACACCAGGAGCCACCAGCACCACGUUAGUCCCUGCUGGUGACCAUUACACAAUGAUUGACUUUGCCAGCGCCUACUUCCGAGAGGCUCCGUCCAUGCAGGGCCUGAAGGGGACCUCUGCUGAGAAGAAGAGUGUCACUGACCUGGUGCGGCACACCAAGGUCCCAAUCCAGGCGUCUUUGCUCCGCUUCUCUGACAGUGAGCUGAACGAGCUGGCUACAAAGAACUUCCAGACGCUGAUGCGGUUCAUGGGAGAUCAGCAAAAACACAAGCACCAGACUGAGGUCCAAUGCAUCUAUGAAAUCCUUCAGCUGUGCAAGGAGAAGGAGGAUUUGCAUGAUGAGAUCUACUGCCAGGUCUUCAAACAGGUCACCCACAACCCUCAGCAGGAGAGUGAGAUGCGGGGCUGGCUGCUCCUAAACCUGCUCACUGGGUACUUCCUACCUUCCAAAACCCUGUUGCCCUAUGCCACCAAGUUCCUGCAGCUGGCCAGCAGUGAUCCAUCCAGCACCCACCAUGAUAUAGCCAAGAUCUGCCAGAGCAACCUGCGUAAAAACUUCCUGUACGGGGGCCGUCGGCACCUCCCCUUCACUGUGGAGAUGGAGGCACUGCUGAAGGGACACGGUGCUCGGCGGCUGGUGGUGCUGAUGCCUGGAGGCAUGGAGUAUGUCACCAGGAUCAGGACAUUCACUGUGGCCAAGGAGCUCUUGCAGGAGAUUUGUGAGCAGAUGGGAAUAGGUGAACAGCAAGAGAUACAGGACUUUAUUCUCUUUGCUGUGAGGAGUGAUGACAAAAAUCUUGGUAAAAUGGUGAGGCCAAUAAAACUGGAGGAGUAUCUCCAUGAUUACCUGCUGGAGGACAAGCUGGUCUCUGUGACCUUACGCAGGCUCACCUGGGGGACACCUCUGCACUUUGACAACCAAGUUUACACAGAUGUCCAUUACGGGCAGGUGCUGUGGGAUUACCUGAAUGGGAGGAUCCUGCUGAAUCAGAGUAAAGAAAUGGAGACGGAGGUGGGCCUUUUGGCAGUGUUCCAGCACUGGGCCAAAGGGGACCAGCAGAACUCUGCUCCCUCCAGGGAAGAGCUGAAGGAAUACACUCCAAAGACCCUGCAGGCCUCCAUCAGCCCCAAGGCUCUGCACAACAACGUGGCCACACUGCUGAGAACAAGGCAGCCUCUCCAGCCACUGGAUGCAAAAAUCCAGUUCAUAGAGCAUGUGAUGAAAUUGCCUUUCUUUGGCUACACCAUCUUCCUCGUGGAGAGAAUCAGUGAUGAGAUGGUCCCUGUGCCCUGUUUCUUUGGUGUGAACAAGGAGGAGAUCAUUAUGGUGGAUGGCACCAGCCAGGUGGUGUCCCGGGCCAUUCCCCUGCAGGAGCUGCAGAAGAUGCGCACCCUGAGGCCGGUCUCUGAUGGGGGCCUCCCUGGCCUGGAGCUCCUCUAUGGCUCCCCUGACAGCCCCAGGGCCAUGUGGGUGGAACUGUCACAGGCCAAAGAACUGUACCACACGAUUGUUGUCAUCCUGGAUAAAACAGAGCUGCACUCCUAG